Molecule: messenger RNA, 2262 nt
Organism: Cyprinus carpio (common carp)
Lineage: Eukaryota; Metazoa; Chordata; Actinopteri; Cypriniformes; Cyprinidae
Product: inhibin beta B chain
Biological process (GO): BMP signaling pathway; SMAD protein signal transduction
Cellular component (GO): extracellular region
Molecular function (GO): cytokine activity; growth factor activity; hormone activity
Source: RefSeq, a predicted model, not a curated record
CGCGUCCUCCCUCCCCUCGAGCGCGUGUGCAUGUGUGACAGCCAGAGCGUCACUGGUGCGUCCAUUAAGCGUGUCACAACUUUUGAUGGAUUACCCGACUUCUGAGUGCUCGGGUGCGGCUCACUCCUCUCCGUCCACUCGCUAGUGCGCGUCUCCCCAAACCUGUCAUACUCAGACAAGCGAAAGCAAAGCCAACAUGGUCUUACUGUCGUGGGCGCACCUGUGUGGGCUCGCGUCCGCGGUGCUGCUGUCCACGCUGGUGGUGCUGAGCGCGCUCACGGUGAGAGGCACGAGCGCGGCCACCACCGGGUGUCCGACAUGCGGUAUGCCAGCGAUGGAGAAGGGCGCGGAGGAACGUUACCUGGUCGAGAUGGCCAAACAGCAGAUCCUGAACAAGCUUCACCUGCGGGAGAGGCCGAACAUCACGCAGACGGUGCCGCGUGCCGCGCUCAUGACGGCGCUGCGCAAGCUCCACGCGGGCCGCCUCAGACAGGACGGAUCGCUGGAGCUGGACAAUAACGUGCCCAACUCGCGCACGAGCGACCAGGCGUACGAGAUAGUGAGCUUCGCUGAUGUGGAUGCCGAGGUUUCUUCCGGCUCCGACACCAGUCUGUCGUUCCAGUUCCUGCAGGAGAAAGGUCGCAGCGUGCAGGUGCUGCAGUCGUCGCUGUGGCUGUACGUGCGUCCGGCUGACGCCCCUCAUCACAGCAGCCGAGUGAACGCCGAAAUCUCCCUGCCGGGGACGGCCGGGGCCAAUCGCACGCUGCUGCUCCAGAGGAGUGUGGAUGUGUCACGAGGCGGCUGGCACACGUUCCCCGUCACCGGCGCCCUCCAGGCCUUUCUGGACGGCGGUCAGCGGAGGCUCCAUCUGGAGGUGCACUGCGAAGACGCCGGACGCAACCUGUGCAGUCGUGAAGCAUCGGGCGAAUCCUCCCAUCAGCCGUUCCUAGUGGCACAGGUGCAGCUGCGCGACGACGCCAACAAACACGCUCUGAGCAAACGCUCGCUGCGAUGCGGCGACGACGUGAGCGUGUGCUGCAAGAAAGACUUCUACAUAAAGUUCCGUGACAUACAGUGGCAGGACUGGAUCAUAGCGCCGGAGGGCUACCAUAUGAACUACUGCAUGGGACAGUGUCCGCAGCAUUUAUCCGGCUCGCCCGGCAUCGCCUCGUCCUUCCACGCCACCGUCUUCAGUCAACUGAAGGCCAACGGCAUCCACACGGCCGUGUCGUCCUGCUGCGUCCCCAUCCAGAGACGGCCGCUCUCCAUGGUCUACUUCAACUCUAAGCACACCAUCGUGAAGACAGACGUCCCGGACAUGAUCGUCGAGUCCUGCGGGUGCACAUAAAGAACAAUUACAGCAGACCACAAACCUAACAGUACACAGCCGCACACCUCUUUAUCUGCUUUAUCAGGAAGAGGCGAAAUAUUCUCUAAUCGAGGCUUUCUGUCUAAGCACAGCUGAUUCGUUAUGGGUUUUUAUAGAUGUCGAAAUACUCAGGGAAAUCAAAGCCACUGUAAAAGCCACGCUUAGGCCUGACUCAGCACGGUUACCCAACAUGACAGUAAACAUUUAGUUAUUGCCACACGUCCCAGAAAAGGCCUGGCUGCAGCAAACGACAGUGCUGCAUUAAUAUUUCUCUUACAUUAGUUCUCAAAGCUUACUUUUGACUGUUUACGCUAAGCACCAGCAAAUGCAACUAAAUAUGUGUACUGGCUUUCCUUUCAAGCUGCUUAUUUUCCAUUCAAACAGCUACACUUACUUUUAUUUGUAACAUUAAUAAUAAUAAUAAUAAGUAUUAUUUAUGCAAAAGCGGUACAAAAAUCUACAAACAGUACAAUCACCUACAUUGUACAUGUUACAGGUGUAUUUUUUGCCAUGUUUUGUGUUUAUUUUAAGUCUUAUGUUCUCCUUUGGUUUAGUUUUGAAGCACUUCCUAGGAAUGCAUACGCAUAGGGAAUCUGCAACUGCACUUUAUAUCUUAUUUUGCGGAGUUAGUACGAAUCAAGCCAUGCAAAUCCGAUCUACAUGUGUUUUGUUUAUUUUUGCUUGACAAAAAUGAUACUGUAACUUAUGGCACGAUAUUAAAGCUGUUCAUUAAGGCUCUUUGAAGGUGCAAAAACUCACUGAGAUUAAUUUCUAUAAUUUUUUAAUAAAGGGAUAUUUUCUUAUAAGUGAGAUGGUAUGGAAAUCUGUACUGAAUUGUACAUUGUAAUUUUGUUGAAUAUGUGCAUUUUUUUAAAUAAACAUUUUAUCUAUUA